AUGGCAUCAAAUGAAACCAAACCGGCAAUGGCAGAGCGCUCCAAAGCCGAAGGAUCCAAAGACGUCUUCGAGGAUAAACACAAUGCAGCUGACCCGGCCCUGUCAACCACGCAAACGCUACCCAGUUCUUCUGGUGUUUUAGCUAAGCUAGAGCAGGAAUCCUUAGCUGGCCAAGAGUAUGCUGCACGACAGAAGAAGAGAUUGGAAGAGGCACUGGCAAAACUGGAGAAGAACAGGGUCAGACGGGAAAAAUACGCACUCAAAAGACAAGCACUCAAAAAGCAACAAGAGAAAGAGAAAGAAAAGGCGCGAGCAGAAGCUUCGGAAGCACAGUCAGUCGGACCCCAGGCCUACGGAAAGUUGGCACCUCAGGUCAGAGAAGGAGCUGAAGAAAGCGAGAAACGAAGCAAAUGA
Exophiala bonariae is the source of this 414-nucleotide messenger RNA. RefSeq lists its product as uncharacterized. Lineage: Eukaryota; Fungi; Ascomycota; Eurotiomycetes; Chaetothyriales; Herpotrichiellaceae. Bases 1 to 414 code for a protein of 137 amino acids. The record is from RefSeq and is a predicted model, not a curated record. The transcript has 2 exons.